This is a messenger RNA of Arxiozyma heterogenica, 2532 nucleotides long. RefSeq names its product tRNA ligase (gene TRL1). The coding region runs from base 1 to 2532 and encodes 843 amino acids. NCBI's taxonomy places the organism in Eukaryota, Fungi, Ascomycota, Saccharomycetes, Saccharomycetales, Saccharomycetaceae. Gene Ontology annotation, biological process: tRNA splicing, via endonucleolytic cleavage and ligation. The record is from RefSeq and is a predicted model, not a curated record. The transcript has a single exon. Gene Ontology annotation, molecular function: phosphoric diester hydrolase activity; ATP binding; GTP-dependent polyribonucleotide 5'-hydroxyl-kinase activity. Gene Ontology annotation, cellular component: nucleus.
AUGUCUUCAUCAUUAUCAGUAAAAGAAUUAUGUGCACAAUUAGAAGAAGCUUCCCUUUUGCCUUCUAGAGGUAGAGCUCAAAAAAUUGAAUGCCAAUUGGCUCAUAGUGAUAUGAAGAUAAACAGUUGGAAAUUCAAUGAAUGGGAUUAUGGCAAGAAUAAUAUCACAUUACCCUGCAAUGCUAGAGGUUUAUUCAUUUCACAAGAUAAAGAUGAUCCAAAGAUCAUUACUAGAGGUUAUGAUAAAUUUUUCAAUAUUAAUGAAGUUCCUACUACAAAAUGGGACUUUAUCAAAAAGAACACAAUGGGCCCUUAUGAAGUGUCUAUUAAAGCCAACGGGUGUAUUAUUUUUAUAUCUGGGUUGGAUGAUGGAUCUUUAGUUGUUUGUUCCAAACAUUCUACUGGUCCAAGAGAAGAUGUCAAUAGAAACCAUGCCGAAGCAGGUGAACGAUUUCUAAUGGAUCAAUUACAAAACUUAGGCAUAGAUUCUAAACAAUUAGGGAAAGAACUUUAUGAAAAUAAUGUAACUGCGGUGGCAGAAUACUGUGAUGACACAUUUGAGGAGCAUAUUUUAGAAUACACAGGAAAUAAGAGAGGUUUAUAUUUGCACGGUAUCAAUCAAAAUACACCAGAUUUUCAUACUUGGCCAUUCGAUAAAGUGGCUACUUUUGCUGAAAAAUAUGGAUUUAAAAAGAUCAAUUAUAUGAUUAAAGAGACCGUUGAUGAUUUAAAAGUAUUUUUGAAUGAUUGUUCUGAAAAAGGGUCUUUUGAAGGACAGGAAAUUGAAGGAUUUGUGAUUCGUGGCAAAAUGGCAAAUAAUCCGUCCAAGCCAUUUUUCUUUAAAUAUAAAUUUGAGGAACCAUAUUUAAUGUAUAGACAAUGGAGGGAAGUUACUAAAGAUUAUCUUACUAAGAGACGUCGUGUUUUUAAAUUCAAGAAACAUGGUUUCAUUACAAAUAAAUAUUUAGAUUUUGUUAUCCCUAUUUUAGAAAGUGAUAAUAAAUUAUAUGAGGAUUACUUGCUUGGAUUCGGUGUCAUUAAAUUAAGAAAUAUGUUUUUGGAAAAUUUAGGACUCACUGGUCUUGAAAUAUUGAAUCGUGAAUUGGUCGAAGGUUGGGAAACACAAAAUGCUAUUGAUUAUAAUAAAGUAGAUGAAAGGACGAAAUUUUUAAUAUUCCCAAUUUCUGUUAUAGGCUGUGGUAAAACCACCACUGCAGUAACCCUGACAAAUUUGUUUCCAAACGCUUGGGGGCAUAUUCAAAACGAUGAUAUCCAUGGGAAGGAUAAAUCGAUGUUAAUGAAGAAAUCUCUUGAAUUGUUAGCCAAUGAAAAUAUAAAAUGUGUUUUUGUUGAUAGAAAUAAUCAUCAAUUUAGGGAAAGACAACAAUUAUUUGAAUGGGUUGAUGAAUUAAAGGAAUCCUACCUUCCAUACGAUCAAAAUAUUAAAAUCAUUGGUAUAUCAUUUGCUCCAUAUGAUAAAAUGGAUAUCAUUAAAGAUGUCACUACAAAAAGAGUUCUUGCGAGAGGUGAUAACCAUCAAACAAUUAAGUUAGAAAAGUAUGGAGAAAAAAAAGUUCUUGGAAUUAUGAGCGGAUUUUGGAAGAGAUAUCAACCUGUUAACCCAGAUAGAUCUCCCGAUGAUAAAUUCGAUUUAGUCAUCAACCUUGAUUUCGAAAGUAAUAAUGAUAAAUCAACACUAACAAAUGUGAAGGUUAUCUUGGCCGAGAUCCAUAAUAAAUAUCCAGUAUUAAUACCAGAGAUCCCAAAUGAGACUAGUAUAUCAAAAGCUUUUGAGAAGAGUUUAGAAUAUAAGCCUUCAAAAACAGUUACAUUUAAUGAUACUUCAAAUAAACAAAAGGAUAAAAAAAUGAAAAACAAAAGUAAUAACAAUAAUAAAAAACCUGCUAAGAAAGCUAGAAACCUUAGACCUGUAUAUUUUUCAUUAAAUGUUGAACUUGGUCCUAUUAGAGCUGCAAUUGAUAAGUUAGUGAUGCAAAACCUGGGUAAAAUUCCAAAUGAACCAAUGGUAAGUUUAAACAAACUUUUUUUUCAAAACAAGUUUCAAAAAGAGUUUCACGUGACAUUAUGCCAUAUUAGUCAAAAAAAAUAUGGGGAUAAAAGUCAAGAAGAAAUCUGGGGAAAAUAUAUGACACAUUAUGAUCCCACUUUAAAACUUUUCGAGAAUGAUAAGGAGAAGGAUAUUGGGAAGGUCUUAAAGACAGGUGAUAAUAUCAAGAUUAAGUUAGUGAAAUUGCUGUGGGAUAAUAACAUUGUGACAGUAGUUGCUGAAUUUUUAUUAGAUAAAAAUAAAUGUUUCUUCAUUGAAACUCCAAAUGGAAUUAUAGAAGGUUUCAAAUGUGCUAAUUCAAUACCACACAUAACAGUAGGUAUAUUGACCGAGGACACAAAACCAGUAUACUCUAACACUUUAUGUGAACUUGCAUCUACAAAUGGUGUGUUGGGUACCGAUUUCUAUGAGUUAGAAUUCCAGGACAGUAAAGAAUAUUCUGGUGAAGUAUAUAUAAAUUUAUAG